Danio rerio (zebrafish) is the source of this 4872-nucleotide messenger RNA. NCBI's taxonomy places the organism in Eukaryota, Metazoa, Chordata, Actinopteri, Cypriniformes, Danionidae. The record is from RefSeq and is a predicted model, not a curated record.
GGCUCUUGCUAAUGGCUGCCCGUUGCAACAAGAAAAAUCGUUUUUAAUGGCUUGAGGUGGAGAAGCCCAAUAACGGGCUCCGAUGCUGCGCUGUUCCGCCUCUCUCGCUGUCAUCACUAAGCCGAGUCGUGUUAUGAUGACAACAAGAAUAUUUAGCCGUUGGACGGAGAAUAUCUGAGCCCCAAAUACUGUCUUUAUUUCUUUAUUUUCACGCAGACAGCUCGAUUAUUGUGUAGCCAGUGCGUUCCUCGGUUCUCCUCCUCCUCCAGCUCCCAGUGCGCCGCUGACCGACUGCCGCAGCCUGACAACCGCUACCCGCGCUCCGGCAUGAUGCUACCGCCGCGCUCCUGUAUGAUGCUACCGCCGCGCUCCUAUCUGCUUAUCGGCGUUUUUUGGAUUGUCCUCUUCAGCUCUGCUGGCGUAAAAUGUCUGAACGGCGAAGAAGAUCAGUCUCAAGACAUGGAGUGCAAGAUGAAAAGCGUUACGGUCUCCGCGUUGCCGUUUUUGCGAGAGAACGACCUGAGCAUCAUGCAUAGCCCGUCGGCCUCCGAGCCCAAGCUACUCUUCUCCGUCAGGAAUGAUUUUCCCGGCGAGAUAGUCGUUGUUGACGACUUGGAAAAUACCGAGCUCCCGUACUUUGUGUUAGAGAUCUCCGGGAACUCUGAAGACAUUCCUCUGGUGCGCUGGCGACAGCAGUGGUUGGAAAAUGGCACUUUGCUUUUCCACAUUCACCAUCAGGACGGCAGUCAGAACUUGCCUGGUCCGGCGGCCACUGCUUACCCUGCUAGUGACUCUGCUGAAGAGGAGCUGCGCAUUCUGCACAUUUCUGUCAUGGGUGGCAUGAUCGCUCUUCUGCUGUCCAUCCUGUGCUUGGUGUUGAUCCUGUACACUCGCAGACGCUGGUGUAAACGUCGCCGGGUUCCUCAACCUCAAAAGAGCGCCAGUGCUGAAGCUGCCAAUGAGAUCCACUACAUCCCCUCAGUACUGAUGGGUGGACAGGCCCGGGAAAGUCUGAGAAAUUCGCGCGGGCAGGGCCACAACUCGAGUGGCACCCUCAGCAUCCGAGAGACCCCCAUACUGGAUGGGUACGAGUAUGACAUCACUGACCUGCGGCAUCACCUGCAGCGGGAGUGUAUGAAUGGUGGAGAGGACUUCACCAGUCAGGUCACCCGCACGCUAGACUCACUUCAGGGGUGCAAUGAAAAGGGGGGCAUGGACCUCACUCCAGGGAGUGAUAGCACAAAACUGUCCCUAAUGAGCAAGUACAAGGAUAACAUCAUUGCUACCAGUCCUGUCGACAGCAACCACCAGCAAAACACACUUCUUCCACACAAUACCUCCACCAGCCAGCGCAAAAGGCUGUCCAGCAAAACACACGCGGGUUCAACUUUUCUGAACCCAGAUGGAGACUCUGGGACAGAGGCGGACAGCGAGCCUCAGCUGACUUUCUACACCGACCCAAACCGCAGCCGCCGACGCAGUCGAGGUAUGAGAAAUGGUAACGUCAACUCGGCGUGGGGCUCUGGGGGUUCCCCACGGAGUCCUAUCAAUAAGACCACCCUCACUUUGAUCAGCGUGGUGAGCUGUGUGAUCGGCCUGGUCUGUGCGUCUCACCUUUCCUGUAGCCUGAACGUCAGAGUGAUCCUUCACGUACCGGAGCAUCUCAUUGCAGACGGCUCCAGGUUUGUUCUGCUUCAGGGCAGUCAGCUGGAUGCCUCUGAUUGGCUGAACCCUGCCCAGGUGCUGCUAUACUACCAGCAGAAUGCCAGCGGCCCCUGGGUCAACGAUCUGUGUGGCCGGCGUCUCCUGGACCCCUGUGAGCACCAGUGUGACCCAGAUACAGGAGAAUGUCUCUGCUUUGAUGGCUACAUGAAAGACCCAGUUCACAAACACCUUUGCAUCCGCAAUGAAUGGGGCCCAAAUCAAGGCCCAUGGCCCUACACAAUUUUCCAACGGGGCUUUGAUUUGGUGAUGGGAGAGCAGCCAUCGGAUCGCAUUUUUAGAUUUACAUACACUCUUGGAGAAGGCAUGUGGCUGCCACUUAGCAAAAGCUUCGUCAUUCCUCCGGCUGAGCUGGCCAUCAACCCCUCUGCCAAGUGUAAGACAGAUAUGACUGUCAUGGAGGACGCAGUGGAUGUCAGGGAGGAACUGAUGAUUUCCUCAUCAUUUGACAGUCUGGAGGUGCUGCUGGACUCAUUUGGCCCUGUGAGAGACUGUUCAAAAGACAACGGAGGUUGCAGCCGAAAUUUCCGCUGUAUUUCUGAUCGCAAGCUUGACUCCACUGGCUGUGUGUGUCCUCCUGGAUUGAGCCCGAUGAAGGAUGGCACCGGUUGCUAUGACCACCACAUUGGCAUUGACUGCUCGGACGGCUUUAAUGGGGGCUGUGAGCAGCUGUGCCUCCAGCAGCUGGCACCUCUGGAGGAGGAUCCCACUCUCUACAACAUCCAGAUGUUCUGCGGAUGCAUUGAAGAUUAUAAGAGAGGGUCAGAUGGCCGCUCUUGUCAGCCACUGUCUGAGGCCUGCACAGAGGGACUGGACUGCGGGGACACAGCCGACAUCCCAGCCAACCAGACUGUGUUUGGAGACCUCUUUUAUGGCUAUAAUAACCACACCAAAGAGAUCACAUCUGGACAGAUACUAAAAGCCACUUUUAGGCAGAAAAACUUUGCUCGUGGCAUUGAGCAGCAGCUCCCGGAUGGCAUGGUGGUGGCGUCAGUGCCGAAUGAAGCCCAGUGUCAUGAGGAACUGUCUGACCCAGUGCCUGAUCCAGAAUACCUCACUGGUAUGGUAAACUACAGUGAGGUUACCGGUUACCCAUUGGUUCAGCACUGGAGGCUGCGCUCUGUUAUGUACCAUGUAAAGCUCAAUCAGUGGGCUCUUUCCCAAGCCUUCAGUUCUGCCAUUCAUUCACUGGACGGGGCCACCCUGCGCAGCGACUUUGUGUCCAUUUUAAAAGAGUUUGGCAACCAUUUUAUCCAGGAGGCAGUGUAUGGUUUUGAGGAGUCCUGUACCAUAUGGUAUCCCAACAAACAAGUCCAACGCCAGCUGUGGUUGGAGUACCAGGAUAUCAGCAAAGGAAACUCUCCAUCGGACGAGUCGGAGGAGCGAGACAAAGAGCCACGCACACUUACUUACCCAGCAUACAUUGCCAGCCUGCUGGACUCUGGUGCCAAGCGCAUGGCGGCGGGGGUGCGCAUGGACUGCAGCAGCCAGGGCCAGUGCCCUCUGUCCUGCCACCUCUGCCACAUGAGCCCUGGGCCUGCACGUCCUGCAGAACCUGUGCUGCUUAACAUCACUAAAGCCACACCGAUCUUCGAACUUGUCAACAGCAACGAGACGUACCAGGCUCUGCAGGAGGCCAUGAUGAGUGUUUUAUGGUGCUCUGCUAAAGGGGAUGUUAUUGAUGACUGGUGCAGAUGUGACUCCAAUGCUUUUGGCACAGAUGGACUGCCAACCUGUGCUCCGCUGCCUCAACCUAUGCUCAAACUGUCCCAUUCGUAUGAGCCCAGCAGCUCAUUGGUCAUCAUAGAAUGGAAUCACACAGAGCCACCAAUUGGAGUGAGGAUUGCUGAUUACCUCAUCAGUCAGGAGAAGGUGACAGAGCGGACUGAUCACUCCAAAGUUGAGACGGAGACAAUGUUGAGUUUUGUGGAUGACAUCAUGUCAGGGGCCAAAUCCCCGUGUGUGAUGCUUGGAGACAUUCCCGAUCCUCUGUCUUCAAUCUCCUUGAUCAUUCGCUGCCUGGAGCCGGACACCACCUACAUGUUUCGGCUGUGGGCAGUGGACAACACGGGUCGGCGCUCCAGUCCGAGUGAGGUGACGAUCAAAACUCCUUGUCCUGCUGUGGAUGAUGUCAAGGCUCAAGAAAUAGCAGAUAAGAUUUACAAUCUGUUCAACGGCUACACCAGCGGGAAGGAGCAGCAGACGGCCUAUAAUACACUCAUGGAUCUGGGAUCACCAACCCUCCACCGAGUUCUAUACCACUACAAUCAGCGCUACGAGAGUUUUGGAGAGUUCACCUGGCGAUGUGAAGAUGAACUUGGUCCAAGGAAGGCAGGACUGAUCCUGUCUCAGCUGGAUGAGCUCAGCGGUUGGUGUCGGGGGCUCCUCCAGGAACCAAAGAUUGGCCUGCGCAGAGCAUCCCUCAAGUAUCUGUCUUGUCGAUACACAGAUACCAAAGCGUUCGGGCUCAGCUGGGUGAACCUCGGCCAAGACUUGCGUAAGGCCUGCGAGGAGCAGAUGCUGUCCGUGAUGUACAACGAUUAUGGAGAACCCAAGGAACUUUAAAGGACUUGGACAACCAGAGGACUAGUCAGGGGUCCAACUGUAAAUAUGACUUCUCUGCUCCAUCGCUUUUAACAUUAAUUGGUCGUUUAUCGAGGAAGAGGGAAAUAUUUAGUCAGAACGUGAUACAGUUCGUUCUGAUUUUAAGAAGCGUUCAAGAGAUACGACUUCAGGCCUGCGUAUUCAAAAUAUGUACAGUGUACAGUCAAAAGGAAGUUACAUUUAAAGUGUCAUUUAGAACUAGUGGUGUAUUUUGUCAAACGGUGCAUACACCAGCUUGUAUAGGUAGAACUUUUUUCACAAGAACUAAAAGUGUAUCUUCUUAAUGUGCUGAAAAAAAAAACGUCUGUCUCUGUAGUGCAUAUAGAUAUGGAAAGAGCUAUAGCAAAUGUAAAUGUGAAUUCAUUAUUAAAUACAUUACUGAUGUGCUGAAUGUAGUAACUAAGGUAUAAGAGGUGGAGGAAACUGUACAUGAGGUUUUUUAAAGUAUAAGCAGUAUUAUGAAAAUAAGCAUUUUAAAGUUGUACAAUAACAUGAUGUCUUGUUUAUGGUUUAUUUCCUAUUCCAAAUAAAAUUGCCCAAAAGAAA